AUGCCACGGGUGGUGGGUGCGCGCGCCGAUUGCAGUUCACAUCGUAUUGGCCGAUCCGGACAGCAGCGGCUAACACCAGCUGAGGCCGCUGCGGCUCAGAUGUGGAAGCAGGUGCAUCAAAGCAUUCACCAGGGUAAUGAGGAAAAAUUGUUGGAUGCCAUUGAGACCUUGGAAAAGGAUGGUCACAUGCAUGAGGGCACCUUUGCUUGGACAGCUGCUGAGCUAGCGAUCCAAAGUAGGUUUGAUGUUCCCACUCAUGUUGCCGCUUGGGCUGCUGAGGAUGUCCUUGCGAAUUUUGGCACCCAGCCAGCCAGAUCAAACUUGACCUUCGUAAGUGCCAAUGUGACCAGGUGGCGCAAAGACCUGGCACCCUGGAUAGGGCAGCACCGCCCGUCUGUGUGCAUCCUCCAGGAAACACAUGUCCACCCGGACCAGGGCGAUCUCAUUGUGAAUCAUGCUCUUUCCGGCUUUUUCGCUAACCUUAGUGGGGCCAUCGAGCUUUCGGUGUACGGUGUCAUGCAAGGUCGCGGAAGCAUCCCAAAGAUGAUCAGAAGCAAACUUCUGACUCCAGUCAUGCCGGCUGCAAGUUGGGGGGGUUCAGAAACGUCCUUUUGGAAUAGAGUUGUGGUGUGGCUUGAAGCCUGCGUAAGAAAGUUCCAUUCAAGCUCCUUUGCUCUUGGGGCCGCCAAGCGUAUACCUGAAAUGUGGCAUGGCAACCAUUCACAACAGGAGGCUUUCGUUACAGACUUGGUAGCCCUGCUCAGGGAUCAUAGCGAAGCGUUGGUCCAGCCCUUACUCCAGGUCGCGCGUGAGCAGCGUAAAUAUCAUGCCCAGGCGUGGGCGAAACAAAAGAGCUCAUCCUACAUAUGCUGGUUGAAACACUCCUCCCAGAAGGGCAUGAGGCCCCUUUUCAGGAGUGUCAAAGCUGAAGAGGCGAUCCACGUCAGACCUUUUACGGAUGCGCCGGUUCAGGAGCGCAUCUACCUCCGAUGGAGGCAGUGGUUCGACUUGUGGACGCAGCCUACGGGUGUGGAUCCUGAGUUGCUUUGCGAGCUUCGCCGCAGGGCUGUUGAACAAGCCGGGUCACUUGACCCCAUCCCUUUAGAUAAAGCGGUUGCGUACUUCAAGAAAGUACCCACUAAAGCCCCUGGCUUAGAUGGAUGGACGUGUGAAGUCUUGCACAAUCUUCAGCCAAACGCAGUGCAGGCAAUCCUUGACUUUUUCCGCCACUGUGAGCUUGAAGCGUCGUGGCCGGAUCAGUUUGUGUUUUCCCUAAUCGCCCUUUUGCCGAAAAGUGAUAAGCGAGAACGACCCAUUGCGUUAAUGCACAUUUUGUAUCGCUCGUGGGUUCGCCUCCGGUGGAAGCUUGUAGCAGAUUGGCAGCGGGCCUACUCCCGGCAGGCUUCCUGGGACAAAGCAGUACCAGGUAGUCAAGUUUUGGAUGUUGCGCUUUCCAGGCUAGUUUUGGGGGAGUCGGUGAGGCAUCAGAAACAUCACUUGAUUACACUUUUUCUUGACCUGGAAACUUUUUACGACCGCUGCCGGUUUGACGAUCCGAUCAGGUUUCCAACUCGGCUAUCCGCCGCUAGUCCUUCACCAGGCAGUUCUCACUUACCUGGGGCCGAGGUUUGUUCAGUCAGAGGGCUCUUUGUGUCCUCCAAUCCUUCCCUCGAGGGGGGUGUUAGCUGGUUGUCCAGCUGCGCCCUCUGUCUCGAAGCUGGUGAUACACCCGAUAGCUGA
Messenger RNA from Symbiodinium natans, 1740 nucleotides. NCBI's taxonomy places the organism in Eukaryota, Dinophyceae, Suessiales, Symbiodiniaceae. The record is from the annotation of a GenBank genome assembly.